This is a messenger RNA of Triticum urartu, 2198 nucleotides long. RefSeq names its product protein IQ-domain 26. NCBI's taxonomy places the organism in Eukaryota, Viridiplantae, Streptophyta, Magnoliopsida, Poales, Poaceae. The record is from RefSeq and is a predicted model, not a curated record. Gene Ontology annotation, molecular function: protein binding.
GGCUGGGGGGCAGCGGCAGAUGGGCAGUGGAGGGCCCGGCCAGGGAUAAUAAAAUGAAAGAUGUUCCAUUGUUUUCCUUCUUUCCUCCUCACGUACAAAACAUAUUUGCAUGUAAGGCUUUGGGUGCCAAAAAUGAGUUCCCAUCCAUCCUUCUCGAGCUGGCCACCUUUAAAUUCCCCUUUCUUGUUCGAGUCUUUUUGGGCGUACGCUGUCCCUUUUUGAACCUUGGGUCGCCCAAAAUCUCUUGCAUGGCAAAUGUCGCUUCCUUGGACGUCGCUAAUCCAUUUCUUUAAUAAAUCCUUUAAUGAAUUAAUUAAUCAACGAGAGAGGGCCCCGUGCUAAUGGCUGCCCUCAUCGCGUAGGUAGCCCCCUUUUUAUCUCCGGCCCGACGCCAUCCACGCGCCCCCUUCCGUUUCCCUCUCUUAUUCAAACCUCCCCUUCUUUUUCUACUAGCUCACUCACGCUUCCCACUGCUCUCUUUGUUCACUAGCAAGCCCUGCCCACCGCCGCCUCUCGCCGGCCGGAGUCCUCAGGUCCGGCGAUGGGCAAGGCGGCGCGCUGGAUCCGGGGCUUCCUAGGAGGCGGCGGUAAGAAGGAGCAGAGCAAGGACCAGAAGCCGAUACCUCCGCCAACCAAUGCCAAGCGGUGGAGUUUCGGCAAGUCGUCGCGGGACUCGGCGGAGGCCGCUGCCACCGCUGCGGCUACGUCGGCGCGCGGGGGCAACGUUGCGAUCGCGAGGGCGGCUGAGGCGGCCUGGCUCAGGUCGGUGUACGACGAGACGGAGCGGGAGCAGAGCAAGCACGCCAUCGCCGUGGCGGCCGCCACCCAAGCGGCGGCCGACGCGGCCGUGGCUGCGGCCCAUGCCGCCGUCGCUGUCGUGCGGCUCACCAACAAGGGCCGCGCCGCCCACGCCGGCGAGCACCGCGGACCGGCGGCCGCGGCGGUCCGGAUCCAGACGGCAUUCCGAGGCUUCUUGGCUAAAAAGGCGCUGCGUGCGCUCAAGGCGCUCGUGAAGCUGCAGGCGCUGGUGCGCGGCUACCUCGUGCGAAAGCAGGCGGCCGCCACGCUGCAGAGCAUGCAGGCGCUGGUGCGCGCGCAGGCCAGCAUGCGCGCCCACCGCGCCGUCGCCAGCGCCGCUCUCCCGCAGCUCCACCAUUCUUCUUUCCGGCCGCGCCGCUCCUUGGAGCGGUACGCGGACGACACGCGGAGCGAGCACGGGGUGGCGGCGUACAGCCGGAGACUGUUGGCGAGUAUCGAGUCGUCGUCCUACGGGUACGACCGGAGCCCCAAGAUCGUGGAGAUGGACACCGGCAGGCCCAAAUCUCGGUCGUCGUCGCGCCGGGCGAGCUCCCCGCUGCUCGACCCGUGCGAGGAGUGGUGCGCCGCCGCCAACCCCAUGUCGUCGCCGCUGCUGCUGCCGUGCCACAUGCCAGGCGGCGCGCCGCCCCGCAUCGCCGUGCCGACCCCGCGCCACCUCCCGGAGUACGACUGGUGCGCGAUGGAGAAGGCCCGGCCGGCGACGGCGCAGUGCACGCCGCGGUACAUGAACGCGAACGCGCCGGCCACCCCGACCAAGAGCGUGUGCGGCGGCGGCUACUCGUCGUCGUCUCUGCUCAACUGCCCCAGCUACAUGUCCAGCACGCAGUCGUUCGAGGCAAAAGUGCGGUCGCACAGCGCGCCGAAGCAGCGGCCGGAGCCCCCCACGAACAGGAAGCGGGUGCCGCUGAGCGAGGUGGUGGUGGUGGAGUCCCGGGCCAGCCUGAGCGGGGUCGGAAUGCAGCGGUCGUGCAACCGGGUGGAGGAGGCGUUCAACUUCAAGACGGCCGUUGUCGGCCGCCUCGACCGCCCGUCGACGGGGGCCGUCGAGAAUGACCGGCAAGCGUUCUUGCAGAGGAGGUGGUGAUCUGCUCUGCUCUGUUCUAGCUACUUCACACGGUUCAUGGCAGUGAGACGACGAGAGCUCUGCGUAGUAAUUAGCAAUAAGAAUGCGUUUUGAGGUGUUCUUGGGAGCUCUCGUCCCUGCUUUCUUUUUGUUCUUGCUUUCAUCGUUGUGAUCAAUCAUGUGAUUUGUGUUCCUUUUUCUUUCUAUUUUUUGGUUAUGUGUUUGCUGGUCGCAAACAAGUGUGGUUGGAGAAUUUGAUUCAUAGCGCACUUUGAUGUAAAUUCUUUCUCAAUCCCUGUGUUCUUCCAUUACGACU